Molecule: messenger RNA, 2492 nt
Organism: Bufo bufo (common toad)
Lineage: Eukaryota; Metazoa; Chordata; Amphibia; Anura; Bufonidae
Gene: DIXDC1
Product: DIX domain containing 1
Exons: 20
Coding region: 135-2210 (691 amino acids)
Biological process (GO): canonical Wnt signaling pathway
Cellular component (GO): cytosol
Molecular function (GO): protein binding
Source: RefSeq, a predicted model, not a curated record
UCUCAGAUGAACAGGCGGAGAGGACCAGCGUUAUCCCCCAUGGCUACUAAUUCUUUGUGCAUGGAAACAGCCCGGACCCCCUGCAAACUGCGGAGGGAUUAAGCCCAAGAGACAGUCCAUUGCCGCCGCGGACGAUGAUCGCCUAUCUGUCCCGGGGAAAUCUGCAGGAUAUAUUAAAUGAAGGCUUCCCGGAGCAGCAGCUGCAGGCUUACGUCGCCUGGGUGAACUCCCAGCUGAAGAAGAAAGCAGGGGUUAAUGCCGUCCAGGACCUGCGGCUGGACCUGCGGGAUGGGGUGGUCCUGGCUCAUCUGAUAGAAAUAGUCGCCGGUGAGAAGCUGAAUGGGAUUCACUGGGAUCCAAGCGGCACGCAAGAAAUGAAGGACAACGUAGAAAGAGUUUUGCAGUUUGUGGCAUCCAAAAAGAUCCGAAUGCAUCAGACAUCAGCCAAAGAUAUAGUGGACGGGAACCUGAAGUCUAUCAUGAGACUGAUACUUACCUUAGCGGCUCACUUCAAACCAGUUUCUGGGCGAUCCAUGAAUCAUGGUGCGUUGGGCGUGCCAGGAAAGAGCCAGCCGGCUUAUUCUGCCAAUCACAGACCCCACUCCACCACAGCCAUGGCACAGGGUGCAGCCGCUGCCCUCGCAGACGUUCGUCAGGACAUGUCUCUCUCAGGACGAGAUGUCUUCCGCUAUCGACAGAGGAACAGCAGCAUGGACGAAGAGAUUGGAAACCCGUACUGGAGCGUGCGGGCCAUGGUGCAGCAGUAUGAAGGUCACCAGCCUAGUCGCUCUCCAUCAGAGUCAUCUAGCCUGGCGUCGCCAAGUCCUGUGCACAGCUCAAAGUCAGAGGUGAACGGAGUUCAGUGCGAAGAGAAGGCGGAAAUCACCAUCAUACAGUGCGAGGAGGCCAUCUCUAAGAAAGAAGAAGGCUCCAUACCUCCACCUGAAUGUCAGCCCUCCAGCCGUACCAUAUGCCCGGACCUCUCAUGGGAGGACCAUCUCCUGGAGCAACAGGAUCAUUUAGAGAAGGAGAUGGAAGAAGCCAAAAAAAUGAUAUCUGGUUUACAGGCCUUGCUGCUAAAUGGAUCCCUUCCCGAAGACGAACAAGAGAGCUUGUUCUGCCUGCGUGAGGAUGGGGCGUGCCCAGAGGAACAAUUGGUCAUCAUCAAAAGUCGCCUUGACCAAAGUAUGAGUGAAAACCAGUCUUUAAAGAAGGAACUUCAAAACUGCAAGCAGGAAAAUCGGAACCUGCAAGCCAUAAAGGAUGCCCUGCAGCAAAGGAUGGCUCAGCAAGAAGGCGUCGUACUUCAGCUAAAGCAAGAACUGCUGAGAACCAACAUGGACAAAGAUGAGCUGCACAAUCAAAGUGUUGAUUUGCAAAGAAAAUUGGAAGAAAGAAACCAGUUUAUUGCAGAAUCUAAAAAAGAAAUUGCGCAGAAAGAUAGGCUCAUACAGCAAAUGCAAGGGAAACUGGAUGAUGCACAUCGGAAACUUUCCGAAGCCAAUUAUCAAAAGAACGAUCUUCAGAAAGAGUUAGACAACAGGAAGGUCCUGCUGCAGCAGCUCUUGAGCCGGGAGGACGACCAGGUCACUGGUUACAUCAAUCACCCCUCACAGACUAAUGGAUUCUUACAGACGUCUGGCAAAGGUCCUACACGAGAUCCAGCACCUCAGAGGACGGCCAAUGAUCUGCAGCUGGUCCGCGAUGCUCUGCGCAGUCUAAGAAAUAGCUUUAGCGGUCACGACCCUCAGCAUCACACUAUAGACAGCCUGGAACAGGGCAUAGCAAGCUUGAUGGACAGACUGCACGUCAUUGAAAACCAAAGGAGACAAGACCGGAAGACACGAGGAAGGCUGUCAGGAAAUAAAGAGUUAAAUGAAUACAGAGACUCGUGGCCUCCAAACUCAAAGAUGCCCCAUUCUCAAAGUGCCCCAGUAAUGGGAAGUAGUAAUUCCUGCACCAAAGUGCUGUAUUUUACAGAUCGCUCGCUUACACCCUUCAUGGUCAACAUACCAAAGAGGUUGGGGGAGGUGACACUGAAGGACUUCAAGACAGCCAUUGACAGAGAAGGAAACCACCGAUACCACUUCAAAGCUCUGGAUCCAGAAUUUGGAACAGUCAAAGAAGAGGUAUUUCACGACGAAGAUGUAAUUCCAGGGUGGGAGGGUAAGAUAGUGGCAUGGGUGGAGGAAGACCAUGGAAGCACCUAAAUGUGGUGAACACUCUUAACUUCUUGACCAGUAGAGUGGACAAGUGAUGGACUCAUUUUGUGAGUGCAUUAUUCUUCAAGCUGCCAAAAAGGUCCCUAUGGGUACCAAAAGAACCUUGUCUAUACACGAACGAGGGAUGAAGACGGACAAAGGAAAUUGCCGGCACUGUAUAUAUAGAAUCUACUGCGUAUUAAACGCUGUGGACAGUUUACAGAGGAGCUCGUCCUUGACGUAUGGAUAGCACAAGCUUCUUCACGUGUACAUAUCCUGAUGGAGAAAAUU